CUUCAAGGGGGCAGGUUCCAUCAGGUUCUGGACAAAUAUGGUUAGCUGACGUCAGAUGUACAGGAAAAGAAAAAAAUAUAUCAACAUGUUUUCAUUCCGAAUGGGGAAUCAAUAAUUGUGAUCAUUCGAAAGAUGCUGGAGUAGAAUGUAGUAAAACAGGUAUGCUUGUUUCAGUUAGGUUACAAGGACCAAAAAGUGCAAAAGGUAUUGGUCGUGUUGAAGUAUUCCACAAUGGCCAAUGGGGAACGAUCUGUAAUAAUGAAUGGGAUAUGAGAGAUACUAGGGUUGUAUGUCGUCAACUGGGUUAUCAAUAUGCCGUCAGACAUUUUCAUUGGAGGCAGGAUCUUCCUGGUUCUGAGCGUAUAUGGUUGGACGACGUUGCUUGCAAUGGAAGAGAGCGAAAUAUAACAAGUUGCUCUCACAAUGGAUGGGGAAAUCAUAGUUGCGUGCAUUCGCAAGACGUUGGAAUUGAAUGCACUAACACAGCUUCAAAUGUGUCGGUGAGAUUACAAGGGCCUUCAAGUGAAAAUGGUACUGGUCGAGUAGAAGUAUUUUACAAUGGACUAUGGGGAACAAUCUGUGAUGAUGGAUGGGAUUUUAGAGACGCUAAGGUUUUAUGUCGUCAACUUGGUUAUCCAGAUGCCGUCAGAUCUCUUCAAGGGGGGCAGGUUCCAUCAGGUUCUGGACAAAUAUGGUUAGCUGACGUCAGAUGUACAGGAAAAGAAAAAAUAUAUCAACAUGUUUUCAUUCCGAAUGGGGAAUCAAUAAUUGUGAUCAUUCGAAAGAUGCUGGAGUAGAAUGUAGUAAAACAGGUAUGCUUGUUUCAGUUAGGUUACAAGGACCAAAAAGUGCAAAAGGUAUUGGUCGUGUUGAAGUAUUCCACAAUGGCCAAUGGGGAACGAUCUGUAAUAAUGAAUGGGAUAUGAGACAUACUAGGGUUGUAUGUCGUCAACUGGGUUAUCAAUAUGCCGUCAGACAUUUUCAUUGGAGGCAGGAUCUUCCUGGUUCUGAGCGUAUAUGGUUGGACGACGUUGCUUGCAAUGGAAGAGAGCGAAAUAUAACAAGUUGCUCUCACAAUGGAUGGGGAAAUCAUAGUUGCGUGCAUUCGCAAGACGUUGGAAUUGAAUGCACUAACACAGCUUCAAAUGUGUCGGUGAGAUUACAAGGGCCUUCAAGUGAAAAUGGUACUGGUCGAGUAGAAGUAUUUUACAAUGGACUAUGGGGAACAAUCUGUGAUGAUGGAUGGGAUUUUAGAGACGCUAAGGUUUUAUGUCGUCAACUUGGUUAUCCAGAUGCCGUCAGAUCUCUUCAAGGGGGCAGGUUCCAUCAGGUUCUGGACAAAUAUGGUUAGCUGACGUCAGAUGUACAGGAAAAGAAAAAAAUAUAUCAACAUGUUUUCAUUCCGAAUGGGGAAUCAAUAAUUGUGAUCAUUCGAAAGAUGCUGGAGUAGAAUGUAGUAAAACAGGUAACCCUGUUUCAGUUAGGUUACAAGGACCAAAUAGUGCAAAAGGUACUGGUCGUGUUGAAGUAUUCUACAAUGGUCAAUGGGGAACGAUCUGUAAUAAUGAAUGGGAUAUGAGAGAUACUACAGUUGUAUGUCGUCAACUGGGUUAUAAAUAUGCCAUCAGACAUUUUCAUUGGAGGCAGGCUCUUCCUGGUUCUGAGCGUAUAUGGUUGAACGACGUUGCUUGCAAUGGAAGAGAGCGAAAUAUAACAAGUUGCUCUCACAAUGGAUGGGGAAACCAUAGUUGCGUGCAUUUGGAAGACGUUGGAAUUGAAUGCACUAACACAGGUCCUUGUCCUAGCGAUAUAGUCGGCACACUCGAAGCAUUUGGCAUUUUCAAAUGGCCUGAAACACCAGUCGGAAAAAGUGCAACACUUCCUUGUCCUUACAACGACAAGUCCACCGCUAGUCGUGAAUGUUUGUAUUCAAAUCGAACCAAGAGUGGAAGCAUCUGGAGUGGGAUUGUGGCAAGUAGUUGCAAAUUUCAAAACAAACGAAGCAAAGAUCUGUUUCAAUUGUCACAGAAAGAUAUCAAUACCGGAAACGUGGUUACUGCCACCGAACAACUGAAGGAAUUGUCUGUUGUUGAUCCCGAGAAGAUUGGAACUUCUCAAGCUGAAGAAAUUACCAAUAUCGCAAAAACAUUAGAGAAAAUUGUGGCAGUCAAACAGAAAUCUAACGAGAUUUCUGAAGAUUUCCUUACGACAGUAGACAAUGUCCUAAGUAAUAAGGGUGAAGAUAUCAUCCAAAGUGAACGGCAACACAAUUCCUCUUCCAGGAUCGUCCGAGCUUUGAAUGAAUUUGCUCAUAAUUUAGUCCUUCAUCCGAACGGCACGUUUAAAAAAGUCAAAAAGAAUUACGCUCUUAAUCUUCAAGCUAUACAACAACAAAACUUUAGCGGGAUAACGUUUUCUGGGACUGGGAUUAAUUGGAAACGUGAAGUAAAGUCUUUUGGAGAAAACAGCAUUUCAGUCGAAUCCAGCGCCAGUCUUCCAAGUUAUUUAUCAACCUCGCUAAUUAUUCCACGAACGAUAUUCGACGAAAUAGCUGUUACAAACUGUUCAGGAAACUGCACAUUCAUUUUUAUCUUUUAUAAAGAAACAAACUUCUUCACUACGAAUGAAAACACCUUGAGCCGUUUGAAUAGUUUCGUAAUUUCUGUGGAUAUUAAGGACGUAUCAGUUGUAGAUUUAAAGGUACCUGUGAAAAUCGCUUUUCAGAGCAUUUCUCCCGGGGACUUGAACAGUACUUUGUGUUCUUACUGGGAAUUCAGUCUUCAGGAUUGGUCACAAGUUGGUUGUUGGUUUGAAAGAGUCCUUAAAGAUGGCAGAGUACUUUGUAACUGUAACCAUUUUACCAAUUUUGCAAUGCUGAUGGACAUCAGCCCACCUGCAGAGGCCACGACACAUGACAGAAUACUUAGUGUAGUUAGCACUAUUGGUUGCGCGCUUUCAUUGCUUGGUCUCAUCUUGACAAUUAUUACGAUUACAAUAUUGAGAGAACUCCGAACGAAAAUUCCAAGCCAGAUUUUGUUAAACUUCUGCAUCGCGUUGGCAUUAAUGCUGAUUGUUUUCCUGGUUUCUGCCGAGUUGCCAAAAACAUUGCCGGUGUUCGGCUGUCGAGCAGCGGCAGUCGCCUUGCAUUACUUCUUGUUAGCAGCGUUUUUGUGGAUGGCUGUGGAAGGGUUUAAUAUGUAUCUGGCUUUUGUUAAAGUAUUUUCUUAUUCGUCUCAAUUCAAGUUCAUGCUGAAGUGCUGUUUAUUUGCCUGGGGAACUCCUGGUAUAAUAGUAGCAAUUACAAUGGUGGUUGCCAUGGAUGAAUAUGGGGACAAUAAUUAUUGUCGACUGCAAGGCUUGCCAUUCAUUGUGGCAUUUCUCGCUCCAGCUGUUGUGAUCUUCACUGGUAAUAUCGUUGCCUUUUGCUUCAUCAUUCGGUCAUUGCUCACUUCCGGUACGAGAGUUACCUCUGACCGCAAAACAUCGGGUUUUCAGCAAGCUAAACAAGGAAUUGCGAUUAUGGUUCUUCUUGGCUUGACCUGGCUUUUUGGCAUCCUUGCGAUUGACGAUACUAAAGUCGUAUUUCAGUAUUUGUUUGCCAUUUUCAACUCACUUCAAGGCCUGUUUGUGUUUAUCUUCUUUGUUAUUUUACCCACUGGUACAAGACAACAACUUCGAAAGUUUGCUCGGAAAAAGACACAAGUCCAACGUCGCGAUCUUCAACUAAAGCAGAUGAAAGAGGAGCGUUCUCUCAUACCUCAUACACGUAACACUGUUGCAAACGUGUAACCAUUUUCCUGGAAAACGUCAUAAAAAAACGUCAACCUCGUACCUAGGCCUUAUCGUAGGGGGAAGGAAAAGCCCUGGAAUUCACCGAAUUCCCCAAAAAAAUAGGGUCACGUGGGCAGCCUUUCCCAGGCCCUUCUACUUCCUUACUACGAGAAGGUCCUGGGCACGAGGUUGAUAAAACGUAAGAAUAAAUUUUACCUGUUGUAAGUUUAGAUAUCCUGUAUUUAGUAUAGGUAUAAGCUUUUUUUUCUUUGGUGGGACUUAGAUGCGAAAUGGCGCUGCGGUUUAGGCUAUAAUAAUUAUAACACUGUAAAUGAAAAGGGGCUAAAACUAUCAUAAGAAAGCUAUUUCAAAUCGAACGUGAAACGGCUUUUUUAUGACCCUUUUAAUAUACAGUUAAGUAGUUCUACUAUGUUUAACAAAACCUAUAUGUGCGGCGUGUGCGUGCAUAUUU
This is a messenger RNA of Dendronephthya gigantea, 4243 nucleotides long. RefSeq names its product adhesion G-protein coupled receptor G6-like. The record is from RefSeq and is a predicted model, not a curated record. Gene Ontology annotation, biological process: G protein-coupled receptor signaling pathway; cell surface receptor signaling pathway. NCBI's taxonomy places the organism in Eukaryota, Metazoa, Cnidaria, Anthozoa, Malacalcyonacea, Nephtheidae. The coding region runs from base 1270 to 3789 and encodes 839 amino acids. The transcript has 14 exons. Gene Ontology annotation, molecular function: G protein-coupled receptor activity. Gene Ontology annotation, cellular component: membrane.